AUGUCUUCCCUCACACACGGUGGCAGAAUUGUGCCCAUACUUACGGGUCACCAACAACAACCACCAGACUCCACUACCCCGGAGACCGAUGUUCUAGAGACUCGCCUUUUACCGCCUCCCUUUCCCCCCUCUCCGCUGCUGGAUCAGCCGGAUGAAACCGCAGUAAUGCGUCACAAAGGGGCCAUUGACCUGGCGAGUCUCGAAAUGCCCUGUUUAAAGGAACGCGGUCUGUUUGCUCUACCAACGGAAGGAGAUGGAAAUUGCCUCUACUACUCGCUCUCGGACCAAUUGUGGGGAAGCUUCGAUCAUGACAACGAGAUCCGCCAACUUCUGGCAGACCACAUGGAGAGCAACAAGAAGUACUUCAUGCAGUUCGUGGUUGCUGAAGGUGGGGAACGUCGACGUCCCAAACGAGCCACCCAAUCGGCCUACGCUACGCGUUCCGCCGACGUGUCCGUGCCGUCUGAAGAAGACAAGGAGAGACGGUUCGAGGAAAUGGUGACUUCUACCCGGAAGAACGGCGAGUGGGGCAGCUCGGAGCACCUUCAGGCAUUCUGUCAGGUUUACAAGGUGGACAUCAAUGUUUACACCAUGGACGGUGUCCAGGCGUUUCGGGAUGUCAAUGCUACACAAGAAGAGCAUCGGGACGUGACUCACGUCGCCUUCCACGACUUCAAACACUACUCCUCGGUGCGGCCAAUCGAUGGCACCCACAAAGGCCUCUUUACUAUUAGAAAGAGUGUCGAUCGCGUUCCCUUGAGAGAACUCGGCGAGGACUUGAAGGAGCAGGCCUCCUUCGACAACAAAGAUUCCCAUGACUCCAAGAACGCCGACAUUACCUCGGAGACCACCCACUCCUCCAGAACCUCUUCCUCCGACAUUUCUCCCUCCACCACCGCCACAACACCCGAAUCCACCUCAAAAGACACCGGUCUGGCCGUUGAUGUAUUCCAGCCUUGGGAUAUUCAGUCCAUCCAAGAAGGACUUGGAGGUCGAUAUGAUCGUGACACCAUCGUUGACAUGCUCCAGAAAUGCCGUGGCGACAUCGAUCGGGCAUUUGCAGCUCUCCUGGGUGAAAAGUCCGAUGCUGCACCGGAUAAGAAGGUCGUUCCGGGCCCUACCUUCAAUUCGAGUAUCCAGAUGUCCCGAGAAUCAUCCCCUUUCAGCACCGGCAGCAAGCGUUCUGCUGAGGACAGUGAGGACUCUGAUGAGCCUCGACCGGCCAUUCGGCGAGUGCGACCAAAGAGACGCAUUGUCUCCAAUCUCACCCUGGGCGUCGGCAUCUCAUUCAGAGACGACCAGAACGAGCUCGUAUCCCUUAACCUCCGCAUGAAGGCAGAGGCAGAUGCUGAAAAGGCCAAGGCUGAGUCUGGCACCGACGACACGCAAGAAUCAUCCGACCAAUCCGCCUCGGGUGUCAGGAGAGGUCCGCGCCGGAGCGGCAGACUCUCCAAACCACGACCGGUUUAG
Penicillium cinerascens is the source of this 1470-nucleotide messenger RNA. RefSeq lists its product as uncharacterized. Gene Ontology annotation, molecular function: cysteine-type deubiquitinase activity. The record is from RefSeq and is a predicted model, not a curated record. Gene Ontology annotation, biological process: protein deubiquitination. The transcript is spliced from 3 exons. Bases 1 to 1470 code for a protein of 489 amino acids. NCBI's taxonomy places the organism in Eukaryota, Fungi, Ascomycota, Eurotiomycetes, Eurotiales, Aspergillaceae.